GUUAGUACGUGUUUUUUUGAACAAGUGAGGAAAUUCGAAUCCUGUUUAUCUCUCUGUGUGUGCGCUUUUCAGCCAAAUUCAAUUCACGUUUCUAUAAAUAUAUACAUAUACAUAAAAAAAAUUACAUCUUGCAUUGAGAAACAGAGAAUAUACAAGAAAACAGAAUUAAUACACUUAUAGUUCCUGUAAACUAUUUAACACUUUUUUUUGUUAAAAAAAAAGAGAGAAAACAAACACCUUCAUUUUGGAACAGCAAAUACGAAAUUUUUGUCACAUUUUUUUGUCAUCACUUUCCUCAUACAAUUUUUCGGAAAGAGACACGGAGCGGACAUUUUUUGUUUCAAAACUGACGCAACCGAAAAAAAAUAUCACAAAAAAUUAACAAAAAAUAAAUAAAUAAAUAAAUAAAACAACUCGUGAGUAAUUAUCGACAACAUAAUAUUCCGAAAAAUUUGGCUCUCAUCGACGGAGAAAAAGACGUAAGGAAAAACAUACAAAAUAACUGAAGAGAAGAACGAGAAAAGAACAACCAGAAUCGGAUUUCUUUUUUUUUUCAUUAAAAUAAGGAAACUCAUCGAUAUAAACUGAAAACUUAAAAAUAAAAUCACUAUAAAAACAAACCGAAUACUGAACUGAUAAAAACCAAGAGAAUAAAAAAAAUAAAACAGCGUUAACGGAUUUUUCGCAAGCAUAUAAUCGCCUACUCUGCAUCGUUCGUAGUUGCAUCACAAAUGUAUUUAUGAUUUUGAAAGCAGUAAAACGGAUCUCACGCUAAGAAAAGAUCUUUCGUUAAUGAAAACAAAAAAGUUAUUCACUAGAUAAACACUUUUCCGCUGAAGUUUUCUCUUCCGAUUGCAAUCGGCAACGUACAAUCGAAUUUUCAGUUCGUUACGUUUGUUUCGUUUUCUCAUUUGUGUUGUAAAACCGCAGUUCAAAGUGCGAGAGAGAGGAUACGAAAAAAUUUAUAUAUUUAGUGAAAACGAGAAAACUCCAAAGAUAGAAAAAAAAAGAGAGAGAGAAGAGAGUUACAUAAAAUACACUUUUAAGAACAUUACAUUUCACAUUUGUCAGCAAACGAAAAACUUUUGUGAUCCCGAGUAAAUAAAAGACGUUUGAAUUCCGAGCUAAUUGAUUUCCGAAAUUGAAGCGAAAAACAAAGCGUUAAAAAUCUCAAACUAUCACAAAAUAUCCAUGCAAAAUCAAGAUUGAUCCAAAGGAAUUGCUUAUAUUAGAAUUGUGCAAACAACGCAAUCGAAAACUGUUCAAAACAAACGAAAAAGUUACAUCGUGCAAAACGGAAUAUAAGACACUCACACAUGCAAACGAAAGCAAAAGAAAACAAGAGAAACACACUGGUACUUUACUUUAAACAAAUAUAACUUUAAUUGAACUGAGUGCAUUUCGUACUGGGUUGAUAGAAAACGAAAAGAAAAAAAAUUGAGAAGUUCCAUAACUUGACUUUGUCAGUCUCGUGUUUCUUUAAAUACUUAACAGAGUGAUUUUGGGUGUAAUAACAAUAAUUCGAUAGUGACUUUGCGAGAACGAAGAGAAAAAGGGGAUAUUGUUUGUUCAAACGUUCAGUGCAUUUGUUAAAGUGUCUAGUUGAUUAUUUUUUAAAAACAUUUUUGAUCAAUCACAAAAAAAAACCGUUUUGAAGUGCGAAAGAAAAGUCAUACAAUUUUUCAUUUAAAAAUUUUUGAGCGAAUUGUUUGACACAGUUGCAUUACCGGAAUAUGAAUUAAAAAUUGCAACCGCAAAUCAUUCAAGUACAAAAAAAAUAAACUAGUCAUUAAAAAGGAAUUUUGUUAAAAGAGCAUACCCGAAGCUGAUUUGAUGUCCUGCUGAUAAAAAAUUGAAAAAAAAAAAAAACAAAAAACUUUGUAGCCAAUAACACGAGAAUUGAGAAGAAAUUUUCGAACGAAACCCCGAAAGUCGCACGCUACUAUAUCCUGACCGAAUAGAUCUUAUUUUCAGGUAUCAAGACAGUGGCAUUCGAAACGCCACAUCAGCGAAAAAUACGCACAAAAAAAGCGAGAACAAGCGUCUAUUAUUGAAAAGCUACACCACAUCGCGGUAGCAUAAACAACAAUCAAAUUUAGUGUGUGAAUUAUUAAUCAAAAAUCCGCGAAAAUUGAAUUCAAUCGAAAAAUGUUGGCCAUGUCAACCCUAAUGAUGCCAGCACCAACGAUGGCAUGUGCUCCGCCAAUUGCCGUUGGACCACAUAAGCCACCAGAAGCAAAAUUGUUGGCUAUACAUCCAACACAUGCUCAAACCACUCCACAGCAUCAAAUUCAUGCCCAACAACAACAGCCGCAACAAUGUCAACAACAACAACAAAUGAGCUCGAGUAACAAGCCAGAACAUUAUCACAUAUUCGUAGGGGAUUUAAGUCCCGAAAUAGAAACACAACAGCUUAAGGAUGCGUUCGCACCAUUCGGAGAUAUAUCAGAUUGUAGAGUCGUAAGAGAUCCUCAGACAAUGAAAUCAAAAGGAUACGGAUUUGUAUCAUUUGUAAAGAAAACGGAAGCGGAAAGUGCAAUAACAGCAAUGAAUGGACAAUGGUUAGGCUCCAGAUCAAUUAGAACGAAUUGGGCAACUAGAAAGCCACCAGCGACAAAGGCUGAACUCAAUUCAAAACCAUUGACUUUUGACGAAGUCUACAACCAAAGUAGUCCAACAAACUGUACAGUAUAUUGUGGUGGCGUAAAUGGCGCAUUAUCCGGAGCAUUGACAGAAGAAAUUUUACAAAAAACAUUUUCACCAUUUGGUGCGAUUCAGGAAAUCAGAGUGUUCAAGGAUAAAGGAUAUGCUUUUGUUCGUUUCUCUACAAAGGAGGCCGCUACACAUGCGAUCGUUGCGAUUCACAAUUCUGAAAUAAAUGGUCAGCCAGUGAAAUGUUCAUGGGGAAAAGAGAGCGGUGAUCCAAAUAAUGCACCAUCAAUUGCAAGCCAAGCAUUGGGCCAGGCUGGUUUUCCAUUUGGUACCGCAUAUGGACAACAAGUUGCCGGCUAUUGGUAUCCACCAGCACCAACUUAUCCAACAGCUCCGGCUCCAUCGGCACCAAUUCAAGGUCAAUUUUUGCAAGGAAUGCAAGGAUAUGCGUAUGGGCAAUUUGCUGGCUAUCAACAGGCUGGCUACAUGGGAAUGGGUGUACAGAUUCCAGGUGCAUGGCAAGGUGUUCCAGCUCAAGCACAAAUUCCAGCCGCACAAAUUCCGACUGCUCAAGGUGUUGGCAGUGCUCUACCACAAGCUGCUGGCGUUGUUGCUUAUCCAAUGCAACAAUUUCAGGUGAGCCCACAGAUUGACGAAAGCGCCUAUUCAACCAUGGACAACAUUUAUGGAGAUUUCAAAACUCAUUCUCCACCAAAAAGCCCACACAUUUCAAUUAAAGAUGUACGCUACUUAUCUAAAUACAAUUCGAAAUUGUGCUAUCAAGGACCAUACGGCGUCUAUUAAACAUUUUGCCCAUAAAAAAUCGGCGGCAUUUCAAACCAUCUCAUAUUUCAAAAAAAAAAAAAAAUUGAAACUCAACGCUGCACACGCAUAGCUCAUCGAAAUACAUACACACACUCACUCAGAAUAUAUAUAAAUAAAAGUAAAAUAGAAAAAAAUGGAUAAAAAAAUAUCUCAUACAAAUAGCACUGAAUAUUUAUGACCCUAAAUGUGUGUAUAUCGAAGAGUAGUGCUCUGAAGUCGAUAGGAAAUUUAGUAUAAUGUGUGAAGAGAAUGAGAUAUAUACAGAUAUUCAUACCAUGAUGUGGUAAUUGUUUAAAUUGGAACGGUUUUUUUGCGUUCUGAUUUUGGAGAUAGCGCGAGAAAAAAAAAACCUAGACAGCAAAUCAUGCACUCGCGUUACACACGCAAUGCGACCAACCACCAUCGACAAACUCAUCUAUUUAAUUGCGAAUGGAUUGUGUUUUUUCUCUCUUAUUCACUGUUGGUUAUAUGCGUUCUAUUUGCUCCACCCGGGUCAAUUCUAAUUUUCAAUAUGAUUUUGAUAUUGCAGUUUCGACGAUCAAACAAGCGUUCGGCGUCUGUCAAAUUGAAUAAUUUAUCAUUUUGAAAUGUACGUAUAUUAAUAACAGUCUUAGGCUGUCUUAAUCGAAAAAAAAAACCGAAAUCGACUAUCUAAUCGAAAAAAGACAUUUAAAUUGAUUGAAUCACAUGAUUGAAUUGAAAUGGCAUAGAUAAUGAUUGAACCGAACAGUUUAAACACAGAAAAUGAAACGAUUUUAAAUUCAAAUCAGAAUUUACUUAGGAAUUAAUAUACAUAAAAUUAGAUAAAAAAAGCAAGCAUAUUGUUUGUACCAAAAUGCAUGUUUGAUGUGUAAUUAAAACAAAAACAAAAUGAGACAAAAAAAAAGUAAAGUACAGUUGUGUGUCGUGUCCCACGAUGAGUUUUCUGAAUUGUUGAAAUUAACAAACAAACUACAAAUGAACUUAUAGUACAGUAAUCAAACUCCUAAAAUGAAAACUCCAGUUUUAUGUAUAAAUGAAAAACCAAAAACAUUUAAACCAAAAAAAGAGAGCAGUAAAAAAACAUCCAGACUAUUCAGAUAUAUAUUGAACAUUUAGAACAAAUUUAAAAUCAAAAGAAAUCUGAGCGAACGAUUUCAAUUACAUGCGGCAUGUUAUAAUACAAAAAAAACAAAACAAACAACUAAAUGCCUCGCGUCAUAGCAAAACAAAAUUAAGAAGCACUUUUUGUAUGAAUUCGUUUUUAUUACAUGAAAUGAAGUCUUGAGCCAACGAAACUAAUUUUCAUUUCCAAAUUAUUUUUUUGUAAAUUGAGAAUCAGUGUUAACCGGAGCUUGGGAUCCGAAAUACUCUAACCACACACACACACUUACACACUCAUUACGUCAAGAGCAUCACACAAAUCUAACAUAAGAAUGUCUCUUUUUCUCCUUUCAAACACAUAUCGAUAACAGCAAUGAUGUUUUUUUAAUAGUGUGUGCGUGUGUGUGUGUGUGGUCAGUACAGUUUUUCAAAUUGUAAGAUCAUUUUUCGAAGAAAAACGAGAUUUUUUCGUUCUUUUCAUUUUUUCGGUUUUUUUAACUCUUUCGAAUUGGCUGCGCAGACAGAUUAUUUAAGGAAUAUGAAACAAAAAAGCAAAGCAUAGUAAAAUGUAAUGUAUGUAUUUAUAACGAAAAAAAAAAAUUAAGCAUGAACACUAAAUAAACCUUAACUGAACAAAAAUACUCAUCCCCACUAAAGCAAACAACUAACAAGGCAACCAUAAAUAACAAAUGGAAAAUGCUAAAUUGUUUGAUUUUAAAUUGUCAACUCAAGUUUUCACAACAUAAAUUAUCCAACAAUUACCAAUUUCAUCGAAAACAAUUGUUUGUUGAUGAUUUUGUGAAAAUUUGAGGUGAUAAUACCCACACACAACAACAACAACAAAAACCCGUAGAUUUAGAAUAUUCGUAUAUUGUAAUUAACAACGUUCAUCAAUAUCAGCAAAUCAAUAUUUAUGCACACAGAUUUAAUGGCGCUGAUGAACGAUAUAAUUGAUAAAUUAUAACAAACAACAACAAACAAAAAUGCAUGUAGAUUAAUUAGGUCUUAGCAAAUCAAUGAACGAUUUAGAUGAUGAUUAUAUUAUAUUAUAUAUAUAUACAUGAGUGAAAUGAUUCCUACCAACAAAAAAAAAUGAGUGACAACGUAACAUAACACAACAGUUUUAAAAACAAUUAUAUAUGGAACAACAAACAACGCACACAUAAUCUCACACUAACUAAAUAUCCGCAUGCAUUUAGUAAUAUUUCAUGUUUGGGUUGUGCAACAGAAUUCGCAAAUGGUCGAAGCAACAACAACAACAUUAAGCAUAUAAGAAAAAUGAACACUAAAUGGGACAAGAAAGAGAAAAAACCAACAACACAAUCAACAUAUAAUUGUUAAAGAAAUGUCCAAAUCAAAUUUAAGAUAUAAGAUUUUAACUCUAGAGUUGAUGUGCAAAAUUCGAACUUCGGCCACAUACACAAAUGUCACAGACACACACACACAGAUACACAUCCGAGGCAUUUCAAUUGAGCAAUUGUAAAAAAGCAUUGGAUUUUUCACUGACGGAACACAUACAGAGACACAAACACGUAUACAGAAACUCGAACACAGAUUGGAACAGGUAAUUAAAUCGAUUAAUGGCAUUAAAAAUUAAAAAAAAUUGGUAGAGUUAUGCUCGUUGUAAGAAGUGUCACCGUAUAUUAAAUGCGCUUUUAGUGAUUUACGUUAUUUAUCAUAUAUAGAUGGAUUUUUAUCGUUUAUCUCAUUGAAUUUUUUGUUUGUGUUUUUUUUUUCUAUUCAUUUCGAUGAAGAGGUAGGGACGGAAUAUAAUAGAUGCUAUGUGAUUUAGCAUACGGUUUGUUUGUACAUGAAAUCAGCGAUUAUUGAAAGAAUGAAACCAACAAAAAAUAAAAAACAUUAUUGUGGAGAUAUUUGUUUGAGAGCUUUGUUUCAAUAAUUGACAACGGAGUGAAAUUUAUAUGCAAUAAUUUAUGUUGUGUUAAUCAUAAAAAUGUGUGUUAAAUUAAACUACGAAACGAUAAAAUUAAACAAAAAAAAAACUAUAAAAGUAUAUAUAUGUAUAUGUAUAUUUAUCCAAAAUAGGAAAGGGAACCAGUUACUAUAUACUUUUAUUGAGUAAUUAGUAACCAAAUGGAAAGUGGAUUUUAUUUCGUGUUUUUUUAAAUAUAAAAUUGUUUGUAAAAUAAUUUUCCUUUUCAUUGGUGCAUAUCUCUGUUAUUUUUGCGGGGCAACAACCCGGCGAAUUCUUAUUCAGAACGUGCCAGGUUUUGGUUUUUUUUAUUCGAAGUAUUUUUUUCUUAAAAAAAAAAACGGUUAAAGGCUGGUUUUAUUGGAACAAAAAAGAAAUUCAUUGGAAAUAAAGCUAUAACAUUCAUUAAUUCAGUAUUGGUUGUUAAAUUUAGAAAUGUUCUUCAAUGAAAAUGUAUGUUUUUGUCAUCCGACCACUUAGCUUUUAAUUGUUCGGAGUUCAUGGCAGACCGGGUAGUUUCGAGAGUCGUGGAAUGAAUUUAAGGGCUAAUAAUACACAUACUUUAGCUUAGGAUUUAAAGCAAUUGCUUACAACCCACUCAAUCGAAAUAAGAUUGACAUUGAUCCAGUAUAGAAAUAUACGGAGCGCAUUAUCAUUGGCAAUUUCAUUGUUCGCAUUCCGACACAUACACUAUUGAUCAGUUUAUAUCUCCUUUGCGAAUGUGACGCAUUCCAUUUCGUUGUGCUUGAGACAAAAAAGAGCCAAAUACAUUUUACACAUACACAAACACCGAAACAGAGACAAAGACAGAAUGCGAAUAUACAUUUUUAAAGCAGGAUAGCAGAAAGAGACAUAAAUCAACAAUGAUACGCAAUAUCGACUAUGCGAAAGGUUUCAAUUUAUAUGUUUUAUUUUAAGCACAUUUACUUAAGAUAACUUAGUAAUUAAACGUGGCAAAAAAAAUCAACUCAUGUAACAACAACAAUUCAACAACUAAUUUUACUAAGAUCAUGAAAAAAAUCCGAUUGUUCGUACGAAAUCAAAAUACAGACCGAAGCAAAUGCUCAUUAUUUGACUGAUUUCUGUUAUCUGUACACAGCUUUUUGAACAAUUGUUACCCCAUUCUCGCGCAUUCUGCAUUAGAUUUCUGAUUUUUUUUUAUUGUUUGAAAUUUAGUUUUGGCAAUCUUUCAUGAUUAAGCAUUUUUAAAACACACAUAACUGACACUGUUGCCGCGAAAACAAAAUGAUAACAACACAUACAUUCAAUCAGUCAUGCAGUCACAUGCAACCAUGCAUACAUCUAGAUAACAUGAUUUAGAUUAUUUUAGCGUUAUAGUCUUUAGAUAAAAUUGCAAAUUCAAAAUAGAAUUUAAGAAAGAGAAAAAAAACACACACUCAUGGAGAAAUACCCAAAAAAAAACCAACCAAAGCUGUAAAUCAACGGCUAUUAGAACGGCUGAAAAUCAAUUAUGAAUGUUUGAAGCAAAAACCCGAACGACCGAAAAUCGAAUGUUAAGAGCGAUGCAAUCGAACAAUCACCGCUAGCUUAAUCAAAGCCAUCAGUAAUAUUGCAACGCGAAUUACAAAUAUAAACAGCUUGAUGACGAAUGAAAACGUGUGCGUGAGAUUGAGAAAAUGUGAAUUUUAUGAAUUUUAUCUUACAAACAAUAUUAAACUAAACACAAACAAACAAAAAAAAAACUAUAUUUUAGAGAACGCAUGUGAACCUUACCAUUGUUCAACUAUUGAUUAUUCAAUUCGAUCAAAUUAUGAUCAGGCUCAUUUAUACGAGCCGUACCUUAGCUUUGUUAACACACAACGAAACAUUGAAAACAUAACAAGAAACAACAACAUUUUUUUACAUAGUGAGAAUUGUUAGACGGAUUUUCAAGCUCAGUCAUCUUUGCGACAAUUUUUUUGUAUUCACCUGCCAGCCAACUUGCUCAUUUUUGUCAUGGCAUUAUUUUUUGUUUCAUUAUUCUCUUAAAUGAAUCGAAUGCAAGUUAACAAAAAUUGAUGGAAAUAGCAUAAUUUCACUGUUUGUAUGAAAACAAAAAAAGUCCCUAUCCUCUUCCGCCCACACACAACAUACCAAUUCCAAUAAAUAAUUUCCAUUGAACCGAAUCAAAUAGAAUUAAAAAAUUGACAUCACCAAACGAAAAGUUCAUCGGACAAAUUUGAAAAAAAAAAAAACUCAUCGAUUCUCCCCGCAAGUUCCGUGAUUUUCAUUCAUCAUAACGGAAACUACAAACAAUUCUCACUAAAUAUAGAUUAAAUUACAUGAUUUUGAAAAAAUACAGAAAAUAAUCUGAAAAUAUCAAAAUGUCCGCUUUGGUUUCAACGGUUAGUUAAAGCUGGUGACUUUAGACCGAAGGGUUUUUAUUUUCCUGUUCAACUUUUCCAUAUCUGUAUUCAUUUAUUUCUUUUGCAAGCGUACGAGUAACAAAAAAAUAAUUACGAAAAUUAUAGCCUUCUUAAAUUCCACUUUAGCCUUACCAAACGAAAAUAAAAGACAAAAAAAAACAUACAUAACCAACACAAGAUGUGUAAGAGAUAAAUACCCUGAUUUAAAAAAAAAAAUGAGAAAGAAAGAGAGACGAAAAGGGAAUUGUUCAGUGCAAAUUGUGCAUAUUUUUGCUAUAUUUAUUAUCAACUAUAUGUAGAUGGUAUGGAUAGGGCAGAAUACAUUCGCAUCAAUACAUUAUUGCUAUUACGAAGGAAAAUUAUAGAAAAUGGUAAUUUAAUUUUUUUUUGUGAAGACGACGCACGCAAUACCAAACUUCAAGCGACAGAGAUAUAAAAAAACAUCCCUUUUUGCACACAGAUCGCAUCUUUGAAUUGAAUAAUAAAUUCUUCUUGGGAAGACAGUGAACAAAAAAGCUUUAUUUAUCUGUUUUCAUUUACAGUCAUCGAUUUGAUCAAUUCUGCUUGCAAUCACGAGCCUCGUGAAAUGAGUGAAUAAUCAUGUGAAAUCGAACCAGUGACGCUCAUUCUGAAUGAAUAUUACCAAUAUAAAACAAAAAAAAAAACACACACACACACACGCGCUCAAUCGAUACUAAAUAAAUUGAAUUGCAAACAAACUAACAAUUGACAAAAAUGAAACAGACUCGGAGAGAGACAGAGAGAGAUAGAGAACACUAAAGCGGAAUUUUAGGAUCAUUUUUGGAUUGGAAUUUUUCGAUCGAAAACAGACACAAAUCCACAAUCACCACCCUCUCUUACCCCAACCACUCACUCACAUAUAUAUUAUAUAUACAUGACUAUUAAAAAACAACAAAAGAGCCCAGCAAAAUGAAAGCAAUAUUUUUUAAUUUUCUCACAUAAAAAAUAAUGGCAUGAAGUAGUAAAACUGAACGAAACAAAAAAAAAAUACAUAAAUGAAUAGCAACCAUUAGGAAUAUAAAAGGAAACGACGAAGACGACGACGACGUUGAUGACAACAACAGCAACAUCAAAGCCCAAAACGAAGAAAAUAAACCAACAAAUAAGGAAAACAAAAAAGAAGAAGAAAAAAAAAACAAAAUUAAUGAAUUAACAAAGCGUAAAUCAUUAAAUGUACUGUGUAAAUGUGUAUUUGUUAUUGUUAAUGGAUACUUGUUAAUUGAGCAUAUUUUAGUCGCGGCACAUUGACCGUUUCGAUUUUAUUUUCAUAAUAAUUCUAGCCAACCCCAGAUAUUAUUACAAUGGUCUAUUUGAUUUUUGUUGGUUCGGUUUUUUUUUUAUUCAUUCUCAUUGCUUGAAAUAUUGCUCUUCUUUGACCAAAAUCAUUGAAAAUGAAAUAAAUGGUGAAUGUGUCUCUGACUACACUCCCCCAAUCACUUAUAAAUAAAUGAAUAUAUCUAAAGUAGAAUAACGAUGGAAAAAAAAGAAAUCACACUCAAACAACAAGUGAAAUACAAACUUAAAUCCAUAAGCAAUUAAUCCGUGGAUCAUAUGCAAUUUCGAUAUGACACAAACAAAAACAAUGUUGGCUUUCUUUUUAUUUCAUAUUCAUUUUCAAUCGAAUUGGAUCGAACAUAUAUAUUAUACAAAACAUUAUAUUGUUGCAGCUGAACUGCGCUAUAUUAAAUUUAAAAGGUUUUAGGUUUUAAAUACAUUUUCGCGACGGUUAUUUUACACCAUCAAUUUCCAUCAUUUACCGACAAACAUAAAUUAGUAGCAAGACGAAAAAAAAACAAACAAACAAAAAC
This is a messenger RNA of Contarinia nasturtii (swede midge), 10688 nucleotides long. RefSeq names its product nucleolysin TIAR. The record is from RefSeq and is a predicted model, not a curated record. The transcript has 9 exons. Gene Ontology annotation, molecular function: RNA binding. Bases 2149 to 3456 code for a protein of 435 amino acids. Lineage: Eukaryota; Metazoa; Arthropoda; Insecta; Diptera; Cecidomyiidae.